This is a messenger RNA of Frankliniella occidentalis (western flower thrips), 2249 nucleotides long. RefSeq names its product esterase B1-like. NCBI's taxonomy places the organism in Eukaryota, Metazoa, Arthropoda, Insecta, Thysanoptera, Thripidae. The record is from RefSeq and is a predicted model, not a curated record. The annotation marks the transcript as partial. The transcript has 8 exons.
GGGCUCUGGAAGGGGCUCUGGAAGGGCUCUGCCUUGACCGGCCUUGACGGUAACCGACUGGGCUCCGUGUGCCAGGCCCUGGAGGUGACCCUGCCACACGGCGGCGUGCUCCGCGGCCGCGAGGUGCAGCAGAACGCGGCGCCGCCCUUCCAGGCCUUCCUUGGCGUGCCGUUCGCGCGCCCACCCCUGGGCAGCCUGCGAUUCCAGCCGCCGCAGCCCGCCGAGCCCUGGACCGGGGUGCUGCCGGCCGAGCAAGAGAAGCCGCCGCCGCUGCAGAUCGACUACUACCUGCAGAAGGUGCUCGGCUCAGAGGACUGCCUGUACCUCAACGUGUACCGGCCGCCGGGCACCGAGGCCAGCAGUAGGAAGCCCGUGCUGGUGUACUUUCACUACGGCUUGUGGAGCCUCAGCAACGCAUCCAUGAACGAGGUGGGACCGGAGCUGUUCGUCGCCAAGGACAUCGUCGUGGUCGUCAUCAGCUACAGGUUGCAGGCCUUGGGCUUCAUGUCGCUCAACACGCCGCUCGCCCCGGGCAACAUGGGCAUCAAGGACGCGGUGCUCGGCAUGCGUUGGGUGCGCGAGAACAUCGCGGCCUUCGGCGGCGACCCGGAGCGCGUCACCGCGUUCGGCUUCUGCAUCGGGGGGUACAUCGCGCAGACCCUGCAGUUCGUCGAGGCGGCCAAGGGCACCUUCCAGCGGAGCAUGAUCUUCAGCGGAGUGAUGAACAACUCCUGGUACGGCGCGCUGCCAGGUGAAGUGGUGCGGGAGCGGACCUUGAAGCUCGCCCGCCUCCUGGGCUGCGACGGGAACGCCAGCGAUGAGGAGCUGUUCGAAUUCCUCCAGAGCGUGCCGGCCAUGGAGCUCUUCAGCAAGGCCUGGGACUGUAUGGCCAGCCCACCGCCCGCCGAUCGCGCUAACCCGCCCUUCCUGCCCAUUAUCGACGGGGGAUGCGUCGCGAGGCCCGAGGACGCCGUGUUCCCUGCGCACCCUUUCAAGAUGCUCCGCGACGGCAUGCAAGUCUCCCCCGUGCCCACCAUGUUCAACCUCACGCGUGACGAGGGCCAGGUGGUCCGGGGUGACGUGAAGCUCUGGACAGGCACCCGGGUCGACAAGGACGACCUGGACGACCACUUCGCCAAGCUGGACCGAUCGCUUCCGUGCGACCUCGACCUGGAGCUUGGGACCCCCGAGCGCGCGGCCGUCACCAGGGAGGUGCGGGAGGUCUACUUCGGCGACACGAAGCACCCCACCAUGCACCAAAUGUACACUUACCUGGGCGACAUCGUCAACGGCAUGCCCGUGGUGCGGGCGGCCCGCCACCACGCCUGCCACCCGGCCGCGCCUCCCACCUACCUCAUGAGCUUCGCCGUCGAGAGCACCUUCUUCAACCGCAGCAGAGUCAAGUACGGCGAGUGCAUCGUGCCAGGCCUGGUGGUGCACGCCGACGACAUGUCGUACUACUUCGGGGCGGGCACAGAGCCCCAGGGCCCGGGGCCCGAGCCCGCGCUGGCGCACGACAGCCUGGAGGCGGUGACCAGGCGCCGUAUGAUGGCCUUCCUGUCCAACUUCAUCAAGUACGGUGACCCCACCCCCGAGGACGAGCCCGAGCCCGAGCUCCACGGCCUCCGGUGGCCGCGCCUGCCCGCGUCCACGUCGGCGCCCUACCCGACGCUGUCCUUCACCGCCCACCCCUCCGUCGAGUGGGAGCUCUUCGGGGCGCGCGCGCGCUUCUGGCAGGACGUGUACGAGCGGUACUUCACCGACGGCGACACGGCCGUCUCCAGGUCGCCGCCGAGCUACACCGACCCGGACGACCGGGAGGACGGCGGCAAGGACUUCACGAGGGGCAUCUUCAUGUGAAGGGGAAACGCGCCUGCCCCCUGCCCUGCGCCGGUCCCAUCCUGAUCGCAGCGGAGGGUCAGCCCGUGCGGGAGCCUAAGGUAAACGUCAAAGUGCGCCGCCGGCUCGUGCUCAGACCGCCUCAGAACGACGGGGUCGAGGCGGGUCGACCAUGCCGUUCUGAACGAACACAACAGUUCGGCGGUGCAUAUCCGAGGUAUCCGAGGCAACAGACGCCACAACCAGAGCGAUGACAGCGGACUGCUCCUGGGGACGAACGGAAAGACGGCGGAGACGGAACCGAGAACACGUUUGCCUAUACGGAGAAUCGAUAUUAUCAACGUCAAUCGGCUUAUCAAACUUUAACGUUAACAAACGUCGACAAAUAAAAUAAAAACUGGAAACUUUUA